Messenger RNA from Mesocestoides corti, 1383 nucleotides. The record is from the annotation of a GenBank genome assembly. NCBI's taxonomy places the organism in Eukaryota, Metazoa, Platyhelminthes, Cestoda, Cyclophyllidea, Mesocestoididae.
AUGAGUGAUUUGGAAUUCGACACGUCCAAAGGGAAGGUCACUCUGUGGCAGUUUCUCCUUCAACUUCUGCUGGACCCACGCUACUCGGAUAUUAUUCGCUGGACGAACAAUGCUGGCGAAUUUGUGCUCCUGAGAGCGGAGGAAGUGGCGCGACUGUGGGGCCUGCGGAAGGACAACAACCACCGCAUGAACUACGACAAACUCUCGCGUGCUCUGCGUUACUACUACCAGAAGAACAUAAUCCGCAAGGUUCAAGGCCACAAAUUUGUCUAUCAGUUUAUUGGCCUGCAUAGGUUAAGGGGCUUGAUGCGUCUGCACGCCGCGGAUAAGCUCCCGGCAGAUUCGUAUUUCUCAACCGACCACAUACGGCCGCACAGACGCCAGUCGGCGUCAGCUAAGUCGCUAUCAAGCAUUUCACCAGAAGGCCAUUUAAACGAGUUCUCGCCAUUUCAAAAGCCAAAUCACUUUGAUUCCUUUCCGGGUCCGCCGUUCUCAUGUUCACCAAAGUCUUCACCAAUGACAUUGUCCACUCAGGAGUCCUCGAAGUUCAGCUUGCACCUGCCAAAUUCAUUCUCACCGACUUUAAAUCCACAGCUAAGUCUUGGGACGUCGAACACGUCCGUCCUUCAUUCUCCGCCAAUGGAGUUGUCCGAUCCAACGUCGGAUUUUGCUAGGGCUUGCACAAGCCUCCAGAAGAAUAGCGAGGCUCUACACUACUCCAUGGCAUCGAAGGACAACGUGGAUGCAAUUGCUUCCCUGGCGUGCAAAGAGGUACUUCGUGCCCUCAUACCGAAUCGACCGUCGACAGAUAGGUCGGCUAGGCGCCAAUCAUCGCCAAAUUGCCACUGUAGCUGCCAUUGCUCGGCCGCUACCAACAAACUCGUUGAGACCCACCCUCCGCAUUUCUCCCCACCCUCACUGACCCCUCAAAAACCCAGAUCAACUGAAUGCUGGCCACCGACAAAUGAGGGUCUUCAGGAAGACACACUGUCUUCCUCCACGUCCGACCAUCGCUCCUACCUUCAUUGGCAACGUCACAUGAUCAACAUGAACCGGCUGAAAGAACAGAUUCAGCGAGUAGCUGGUGGGGAGGACAGAAAGCCACCCAUUUUUCGACCCUUCGACAGUCCCCAAAGCGAUCCACUGAAGCAUGGCGAGGUUGGAAGCGUCAGGCGUGCUCCCGCUUCCUCGGACGACCGCAGUGGUAACUACAUUUGGAUGCCGAUUCAAGUGGACCUUGUGGGCCACUUCAUGACGAUGCUGUCUCAGUCGCUUCAGAGCCAUCAGCCCAGAGAACCUCCCCCAGCUCAUUCCACUUCCUCCCCCUCCUCGUCGUCCUCCUCCUCCUCCAACGCAAACACCUCCUCCGUCACCCACGGCUGA